AUGAAUGUGCGCUGCGGCGUUCUGCGCACAUCCCGUGUAGUCGUUGGCGCCUCCCCAUCACCGGUGGAAAGCGCAGCGGAAGCACUCGUUACGCUCGUGCAGAGCUGCUACCCCUCUGCUUCUGUCGUCUUCCCAUGCGGCUUCGGUGAAGGACGCCAGUCUCGUGGGGCCUCCGGCGACCUCGAAGUAUUGCAGGUGCGCCUGCAGUCGAAGCUCGCUGCACGCGGUGAGCUGCCAGGUGAGUUCGGUGCUGCGGGUCGAGUGCUCGCGCGAAGGUGGUGGGCCACUGCGGCGCCAUCCACGCGCUUGCGUCCUCGAUGGUGGGAGGUCGUUGCUCGACUGAGCCCACCAAGCAACGUGCAUUCUUCUCUCUUCGCAAAUAACCUCAAUGUGCCUCCCCUUUGUCCUGACGCGGUGGUGUACAUUGACGGCGUCGAGGUCAUCGAUGUGGCCAACAUGGUCGCACCACAGCUCAUGGAGGACAUUCCGAAUAUCGUGGCGGUCGACAACGUUGGGUCUGGCACCAGCACGCACGGCGGGGAACGGCAGGAGCCGACGUACUGCCGGCGCAAGGUGAACUGGGAACGCUACUGGCAGGUUAAGCGGUGUGCUAUGCGAGGGGCUGAUUUGAUGGAACUGUCGCUCCCCAUUUCGGCGCCUUCCGCGAUGGGUGACCGAAGUUUCAGUCGGGCGUCUCUGCUCGUUGCUGUAGCGAACCCUAAUGUCUCGCUGUCAACACUGCACCGUCAGAAGAACUCGUCGCGACGGGGGCCACUGCGCACCGCCUUCGGCUACUCGCUGCCUUGUCUGCGGAACGCUUUGCCCGUCGCAGUAGUGCGGAGUGUGCGGCUACUGCGUGCGUGGCAACAGCGCGUUCUGCAAAGCAGUGCCGGUGCUGGUGGUGGUGCCGCUGCACCGUCCACCAGCGCCUUCUGGGUGUCCGCUGUGGGUCACCUACUCGAUACCCCGCUGGAGAGCAAAUUGAAGCAUCCGGUACUGCAGGUGAUCGAAGACUGGCUGGAGGCAUCACCUGAGAAAACGAUGCUGACAGCGGUGCACACGGAGUUGCUGCGCACCUUGACGCAGCCGGACGUUUCAGUGGAAGACCUUCCCCUUUGCGGUGAGCAACACGAGGGCGACUUUCUUUCUUCUCUUCUCUUCUCGGCGAUGGUGCAGCGCGCACUCGCCACCCCACCCAGCGAGUGGAACUCCACGAAUUACUUCCUGCCACGGGAGCGCUUCGACGGAACGACCGACAUGGCGGCGGCGACGGCGCUGUCACACUGCUGUGGCGGCGUCGCGGCUUCCUUUUCUCAAUCCACGUCGGAGGAGCUGCUUCGACACUCCACAGGACGAUGGCAAUGA
Leptomonas pyrrhocoris is the source of this 1365-nucleotide messenger RNA. RefSeq lists its product as hypothetical. The transcript has a single exon. The record is from RefSeq and is a predicted model, not a curated record. NCBI's taxonomy places the organism in Eukaryota, Euglenozoa, Kinetoplastea, Trypanosomatida, Trypanosomatidae. The coding region runs from base 1 to 1365 and encodes 454 amino acids.